AUGGCCCAUCCACGCGAUAAUCGUACACGGCUAGAUGGUGCAAAGGCAAAUCCAUUCAGGGAGUACGCACGGAGAGCUCGCCAGGUCGUUCGGAGACCUGAUCGUUAUAUAACUGUGGAACCAGCAGAGUUAGAUGUGCGAAAUGAUUUCGGAAGGGAACAUCGAGGACUAGCCCAUUUCUUGAGACGUGUGAGGAGACUGACCAGUCCGCCACCGUUAUUACGAUCACAACAACUGUCUGCCAUGUCUGAACAUUCGACAACCAGGAGACCGACUAACCCACUACCACCAACGGCACAACAUUUACUCGCUAUGUCUGAAGCACCUACAACCAGGAGAGCGGCUAGUCCGUCAGCAGAAAAACAGCGGUUCGUCGUAUCCCGACCAUCUAUGGCCAGCCUACAACUGUCAUCAGCAUCACAGGGGCGGCUCGCCGUGUCGCAAUCUUCGAUAGCCAUGAGAUCGGCUGGCUCACCACAGGUACAACAACAUUUCGCGGCGCCACAACCUUCAAUAGAUAGGAUGUCGGCUCGCCUAUCAGCAGUACAGCAGCAGCUUGCACCUUUGCCAUUCAAUCCCCCUUUAUAUAGACGCCCGACAGAACUAGAUAUACAAUUAGCUCGUAUAGAACAUGAGCGAGCGCAGCAGGCCGAUCUCAAAUAUCAGCUCGCUAUUCAGAUUCAAUACAAUGAGGUACUGUGGAGACAUGGCAUAGGACAAGCGAUCGGACAUGAAGCGCCUGUACGAUACAAGGGACCGGUACGAAAUCCGUCUGCACGUGGGUCGAUGUUCCGCGCCCGACAGCCCGAGCCGAUGGGCCUUACAGAGCGGAUUGUAACCAACGUGCUAAAGUCCAGAGGAUAUCCACCGCGGCGUCCGCAGACAACUGAGAAUUCUCGUCCAAAUCAAAUCGAGAGUAUUGCAGACUCGCAGACCAUGUCCCCUCCAGCAGUACACCAGAGCAGGGCCGAAGUUCCUUCUCCUCUGCCCAAAACAAUGACGGGAGUGGUUUCAAACCGAACUUCUUCAACAGACAGCCCCCAACCUAGCGGAAUAACAAACAACUGCAGGCCAAGAGAAAGGGAAAAUAUCGCAGGCUCUGAGAUGAUGGAACACAGGGGAGCACGUCAUAACCCGGGAAUAGUUCCGAGCCAGUUCCAGCCGGCGCCACAGAGGACUGGGAAUGGUGAAUCAUCGGUAGACUUCCGCUAUCGAGUUUCAGUAUCAGAGACUUUUGGUCAGAAAUCAAUCCAAUCAUACGUCCAGCUCAGCAGCGAAAGGCCCAGUCCACCUCCGGUCAAUAGCAUUACACAAAAUAUGCAUUUUCGAACUAGAGAUGUGAGUAGCCAAAAGAGACAUACACAAGCGGAGCAGAGUGUUCAUAUCCCAGUACAGCGUGUGCUUGAGACAAUCCAAAUCCAAGAAGCUCAGACUCAACAAUCUAUAGGAUCAAAGCGAUCUGGGGAUAGGCCGACUGGGAUCAAAACUUUACCAGGUACAGGGGAGGCAAACGCCAGACGCAGGCCCAUCGGGGUCAAAACUCUACCCGGUACAGAUGAGGCAAACGCUGGACGUAGGCCCAUAGGGGUCAAAACUCUACCUGGUACAGUUGAGGCAAACGCUAGACACACGCCCAUCGGGGUCAAGACUCUACCCGACACCGAAGAGUCAAAGGCUAGACACAGGGCUCUAGGGUACAAGCCCUUACCUCGCAUGGAUGAGGCUAAGGUUGAACACAAAACUUUAGGGGAUGAAACUUUACCUAGUACAAGGGAGGACCAGGAGAACGAGGCCAAGGAAAAUAUAACCACCACGAGAGGCUUAGUCUCUGGGCUGAAUGAGCAACAAAUAGAGCGCCCUAGAAGAAAGAAAGGCUCAUCAGAUGUCCAAACCAGGGCUGUCAGACAACAAGCCAGUUCGCAAGCCAGUUCGCGGGCCAGAACACACCAAACAAAGGACAAACGCAGAGAGGAAAGUUUACCCGGUACAGAGGAGGAUCAGGAGGGUAAGGCCAAGACCGAUGAUAAUAUAACCACCGCGGGAGGCUCAGUCUCUGGGCUUAAUAAGCAACCAACAGAGCGGCCCAGAACGAGAGGCUUAGCAAAUGUUAGUACCAUGGUUACCAGACAGCGAGCCAGUUCGCAGGCCAGAACAUUCCAACCAAAUGACAAACGCAGAGAGGAAAUUUUACCUGGUACUAAGGAAGGCCAGAAAACCGAGGAUAAUAUAACCUCCGAGCGAGGCUCAGUCACUGGGCUUAGUGGGCAACCAACAGAGCGGCCCACAACGAGGGGCUUAUCAAAUGUCAGUACCAUGGUUACUAGACAGCUAGCCAGUUCGCAGGCCAGGACAUGCCAAACAAAAGACACACGCGGAAAGGAUAAUACAACAAAUGAGCAGGCCACCGCUCCAAAACCUAACAAAGGCCCUGCCAAGCGCAAGAGAACGAGAGAGCCUUCCAACGCCAGUCAAUCAAAGAAAGCAAAGACAGAUUGA
Messenger RNA from Venustampulla echinocandica, 2496 nucleotides. RefSeq lists its product as uncharacterized. The coding region runs from base 1 to 2496 and encodes 831 amino acids. The record is from RefSeq and is a predicted model, not a curated record. The transcript has a single exon. Lineage: Eukaryota; Fungi; Ascomycota; Leotiomycetes; Helotiales; Pleuroascaceae.